Molecule: messenger RNA, 219 nt
Organism: Adineta steineri
Lineage: Eukaryota; Metazoa; Rotifera; Eurotatoria; Adinetida; Adinetidae
Source: the annotation of a GenBank genome assembly
AUGUACGGUGGACAACAAUAUUAUAAUAUGGGAAAUCUAGGAGCAAUGAGUGGUUAUGGUAAUAAUCUUGGUUUCGCUGGUUAUGGUCGUUCAAUGUAUGAUGGAUUUGCUGCACAGAAUUAUGGUGGUUUCGGAAGCACUACAGGUUUUUCUAAUUUUACUACUCCUGCAACGUUCGGAACUGGUUUUGGUUCACCAUAUGGAUAUAAUUGGUAUUGA